AUGCCCUUGGGAACGGCUCUAGUAUGUGAUGAGAGGGCCGACGAUAUUGUGGCCGCCGUGGGAGCGGCGUGCGAAGGAACAAUUUCGCUCAUCGAUGAUCUCCAUUGUCUCUGCUCACAGACUCACAGACUCCCGUUCUCGAUUCGAGCGGGUACGAGUGGAAGGGUGUGGAAGGGUGUGGGUGUGGGUGCCGAGUGGGUGGCCGUGGAUCACGACGAGUUGGCGACCGGUAUAUUGCGCAAUGCGCCACGACUGCGACUGGCAAGACGACGACGACGAAUGACCGGUGUGACUGGGACAGCAACGAGGCGGCGACGGUGGUGGGCGGUGACGGGCAGUGGUCACAGGACAGGGUGGAGGACGGUGAUUGGCACAAAAGUCAGAAAUGAUGGCGGGUGGGAUUGGCUGGGGGUGGACACAGGGUGGAAAAUUCUGGUAGACGUAGCGCCACGGCAGGAGCAGGAACGAACGGUUCGGUUAGUCAUUGGCACAGAGGGCAAUAUGGGCAGGCGGCCAAUGGCGACGAGUCACCGCGGGCAGGCGCUGGGCUGGAUCGGGCAGCGGCAAGCAGGGCCCCAGGGAAGGCGGCUGUUCACGUUGGUGGCCACGGAGCCAGAGGGCAGGAGCGAGCCAGGACACGGGCAGUGGGCGCGAGCAGCGAGCAGCGAGCAGCGAGCAGCGAGGGAAGGAGCAUGGCAGAUUGAGGGACAGACCCUGUUGCUGCUGGCGUGUGGAGGGAGGGCGCGAGGCAGGAAGCCAGCCACUCCACCCACUCGAAACCGAAACGCGAGGGCAGGAGCGAGAUUGAGAUUGGAGGCCGCAGUGGGCCUGGUUGCUUUCGAGGGCUUGUUGGUGUGGCAUGGCAUGGCAUGGCCGCAGUGCCGCAGCGUUGCGAGAUCGUCGUUUGGACGGGCGUGCAUUCGUCAUGGGAGGGGGGCCAGCGCAGACUAUCGAACGCCGGCCGUGCACUCGCACUCGCGGCUUUUGUCGACGUCGUCAGCCUGGCCGGGCUCUGGCACAUGGGCGCCGAGGGCCCAGACGGCGCUAGAACAGAAGCGGACUAGGGCCAAUCUCUCAGCCUUUGGGUGCUUUGGGCCUGGGGCGCGGCGCGGUCGUUUUCGGAGGGCGAGUGGGCCCGCGCGCGGCCAUGGAUGGGCGGAGGCGGCGAAUCAGUGGCAGGCAAGAGCAGGGCGACAGGUGUCCUCGCUGCGGGCUGACGAGCAGCGCAGCGCAAGUCGACGACGGCCACGGCAGAGUGCAGGCGGGCCCCUCGAGGCUGCUGCACUUGUCGCGUCGAGCCCCCGCUGGUGCCUCCACCGCGCCCGCCUGGACUGGCCACAGACGGCCCACGCCCUGCUGCUGCGCCCGCUUGGACCACCUCUGCCCCCAGCACGCCGGCCAGGGUGCGCUGCACUGCACCACUCGACAGGCGCCAGUGGAUCCAGACGUUAG
Messenger RNA from Bipolaris victoriae FI3, 1452 nucleotides. RefSeq lists its product as hypothetical. Lineage: Eukaryota; Fungi; Ascomycota; Dothideomycetes; Pleosporales; Pleosporaceae. The record is from RefSeq and is a predicted model, not a curated record. The coding region runs from base 1 to 1452 and encodes 483 amino acids. The transcript is spliced from 6 exons.